Messenger RNA from Phytophthora nicotianae INRA-310, 1617 nucleotides. RefSeq lists its product as hypothetical. Bases 426 to 1448 code for a protein of 340 amino acids. Gene Ontology annotation, biological process: carbohydrate metabolic process. The transcript has a single exon. The record is from RefSeq and is a predicted model, not a curated record. Gene Ontology annotation, molecular function: hydrolase activity, acting on carbon-nitrogen (but not peptide) bonds. Lineage: Eukaryota; Oomycota; Peronosporomycetes; Peronosporales; Peronosporaceae.
GAUUGGCAGCAGGUUUUUUUUAGUGCUGCCUAUCUGUGAAUGCACGUGUUUUGAGUCGAAAGCUCCUGAUUCUGUGGCUUUUCCACCUUACGUUCAAUGGGGCCUUGGCCAAGUCUUGGGGCUUGAGGCUGGUCGCAAUAGGUAGAAAGCGUCUUGUCUAGUCUAUUGUAGCGGCUAGAAGGACUGGUCGCAGUGCUGCAGGUAGGAUUGUACGCAAGCGUCCGUAAGCAUUAACGUUCGUGAUACUUGAAUAGUAUUCACUGAAUACUACUCACUGAGAGGUGAACGCAGUGCAAGUAGGUACACGUAGUAGGUAAGUAUGAAGCGUCUUGGCUGCCAGUGAAUCACUAGUGCUGGUCGCCGCAACUUCGGAAGCGCACUUUUAAUUUCAUCGUGGACACAACACCUCAAACUACCCCUUCACCAUGCUCCGAGUAUUCAACAUUGUGAUUGCGGUCGCAGUCUUAUUAGUAGUAUCCAGUAGUCCAACGAUUGCAGAAUCUAACGAGAGCGCGAUCAUGCCGAACAUUACUCGGGACUUCGUAGGCUACGGGCAGCGCGGUUUUGACCCCAAGUGGCCAGGCGGCAAGAAGCUGGCUGUGCAGUUUGUCCUCAACUACGAGGAGGGCGGCGAGAACAAUGUGCUGGACGGCGACGCUGCGUCCGAGCAUCUCCUAUCCGAUAUCGUGGGUGCUGUACCCUACGUGGGCCAGCGCCAUAUGAACAUGGAGUCGCUGUAUGAAUACGGUAGCCGCGCAGGCUUCUGGCGUCUGCAUCGCGCCUUCACGGAGCGUCAGAUGCCACUCACCGUCUACGCUGUGGGCCUCGCGCUCGAGAAGAACCCAGAGGCUGCUCUGGCGAUGAAAGAUGCCGGAUGGGAAAUCGCUAGUCACGGAUACCGCUGGAUCGACUACCAAAAUGUUGACGAGGCUACAGAGCGUGAACAUAUUCGCAAGACUGUGGCUGUCCACGAGAAGCUGCUGGGUCAGCGUCCAGUGGGCAUCUACCAGGGCAAGCCGAACGUCAACACCCGUCGCCUGGUGGUCGAGGAAGGAGGUUUCCUCUACGAUGCAGACGCCUACAAUGACGACCUGCCCUACUGGAACACUCAAUACGGACGUCCGCAUCUGGUCAUCCCGUACACGCUCAACAACAACGACAUGAAGUUCGUUUCGGCGCAAGGUUUCAACUCCGGAGACCAGUUCUUCACCUACCUAAAGGAUGCGUUUGAUGUGUUGCUGGCUGAAGGACGUGCUGGACAGCCGAAGAUGAUGUCGGUUGGGCUGCACUGCCGCGUGGUGGGCCACCCGGGACGCAUCGCCGCUCUGCUGCGCUUCCUGGACUAUGUUCAGAGCUUCGAGGACGCUUGGAUCUGCACGCGCGAGGACAUUGCACGUCACUGGUACAAGAACCACUACCCGCAAGACACUGCUAGCUCCAAGCUUUAAGAUCUGCAACGUACCUACGUUGCCAUCUUGUUAACAAGCACGUCAAUGCACCGAACAAUGAAAAGGAAAAAAAGCGUCUAACUACUAUUCUUUGAAUGGUCAAUUCAGGUCCAGACUCCUUACAUGCUUCACUUUGCAGCACUCGUAUAGUCUACCUGGUCACGAUGGC